Xylaria bambusicola is the source of this 1850-nucleotide messenger RNA. Its product is annotated as glycoside hydrolase superfamily. Gene Ontology annotation, cellular component: extracellular region. The transcript has 3 exons. Gene Ontology annotation, biological process: chitin catabolic process; carbohydrate metabolic process. NCBI's taxonomy places the organism in Eukaryota, Fungi, Ascomycota, Sordariomycetes, Xylariales, Xylariaceae. The record is from RefSeq and is a predicted model, not a curated record. The coding region runs from base 1 to 1632 and encodes 543 amino acids. Gene Ontology annotation, molecular function: chitinase activity; chitin binding.
AUGAAAAGAGAUAGCUCUUGGGUGCUUGCGUGCAGCCUUUUAGUCAAGGCUGCGUCUGCGAUCGAGAGCUCAGGCGAGUGCGCACUCGCAACAACGACGACUGUGUACUUGCCUACAACGAUAUAUGUAUUUGCGCCAAAUAUAACGAGCAGCCGGGAUGGCAUUUCAUGCGUCGCUACUUCAUCCUCUAUAACAAGAAGCCCACCGGCCAGCUCAAGUAGUGAGACUACCGAUGUGAUCAGCACUCCCACGAGUACGUCAGGAAUCUCUACAAGCAGCUCCAGUCCCGGGACGACGAUAUCUUCAACAAGUGUGACCAGCAUCAGCACUACCCCCACAAUCCCAAGCAAUGGCAGUACUAUAACACAGAGCUCCACGCCCAUAAACACCGGGCUGCCAACGCCGACAAGCAUUGGGGGCUUACCACCACCGCCUCCUCCACCCCCUUCAGGCCCCUUUAGGGGGUACAAGAACGCCGUCUACUUCACAAACUGGGGGAUUUCCCAAGAAAAGUUUCUCCCCCACAGGCUUCCGGUAGACGAUUUAAGUCAUAUACUCUACGCGUUCGCAGAUAUCGCACCCAACGGGACGGUAAUAUCAGCAGACCCCGUAGUCGACCUGGCCCAAAAAUAUCCCGAUGAUGACCACUGGGAAAGGGGCCGUAACGCCUACGGGGCCGUGAAGCAACUGUAUAUUCAUAAGAAAUGGAACCGGCAGCUGAAGGUCUUGCUAUCCGUUGGCGGCGGCCAGUACUCGCCCAAGUUCGCAGCCGCAACAUCGACAGAGAUGCGUCGGCAGACAUUCGCCAAAUCUGCCGUCAAGCUCGUGACGGAUUGGGGCUUUGAUGGUAUCGACAUUGACUGGGAGUACCCGACGAACGAAGCCGAGAAGGAGAGCCUGGUCAAACUAGUCGCGGCCUGUCGCGAGGCCUUUGACCGGUACUCGUUCCAUAACCGCCUUGCUUAUCGGUUCUUGGUCACAGUAGCUAGCCCCGCAGGCCCGGCGAACUGGGAGUUCGUCGACCUGCCGCGCAUGGAUCGAUACGUCGAUAUCUGGCAUCUUAUGUCCUAUGACUACUCAGGCAGUUGGUAUUCGAAGAGCGGGCACCAAGCCAAUGUGUUCGCCAACCAAGAGAACGAGGCGUCAACGCCCCUCAACACCGACGACGCGGUGCGGUACUACAAGUCGCACGGUAUACACGGGCGAAAGAUUGUGAUCGGAUCACCGCUGUACGGGCGCUCAUUCAACGGAACUUCGGGAUUGGGCCAGAAUUACACGUCGGUCGGUAGCGGCGGCCCUUCGCCGGGCGUGUGGUACUACAAAGACCUGCCGAAGGCGGGGUCGCGGGUAGAGUUCGAUGAUGUGGCCAAGGCGACGUAUAGUUACGACGCGAAGGCCCGCGAAUUGAUUACUUACGACGAUGUCCGCAGCACCGAGUUCAAGGCCCGCUAUGUGCGGAACAGAGAACUCGGCGGUGCGUUUUUCUGGGAAGCGAGCGGUGACCGAGCAGGGCGCGGCAGUCUCGUGAAGACUAUGUACCGCACCUUGGACUGGUUAGAGAGAACGCCGAACAACUUGCGCUACCCGACCAGUCAGUACAUGAACAUUCGGCGUGGCAUGCCAGGCGCCUAGUCGACCACGGUUAUCUGUGAACUUGUUGAACAUGACUUUGAAGAGGGAAAAAAAAUAAGGAAAAUCUUGGGUCAUAGAAUACUUCGAUGUUGCUACAUUGUAUGAUUGAUAGGGUAAUCUUCUCGAUACAAAUGGGUCACUUUAGUUCUUACCGAUUUCUCAAAUAAAUAUCUAACCUAGCACCAGCACACAUCUUCCCCACCUCUUUCCUUUUCUUU